AUGGACGAGAAACCAGCAGUCUCCGAGACCAGCAAUGGCUCGGACGUAGACUCCCUGUCUACUGCCAGUGAGUAUGAACAACACCGAGAACGGCUCAGGGACGCGAAUCCACGGGGAGUGACCUCUCAUCGGUCAGGCGUCAAUGUCAAGGAAGCAGAAGAAGAGUUCUCAGAGCUCAACAAGCAAUUCUCUACCAUCUCACAUCAAGCUCAUCGUUUGUCCAAGCAGACUUCACGAGCUUCCAAGCCAACAGUGAAAACGGAAGAUGUUGAAAGGUCCGACAGUCCAGCUGACUCGGACGAGCCGUGGGAUCUUGAAACCGCUCUGCGUGGUAACCGGGACGCGGAAACAGCAGCUGGAAUCAGGAACAAACGCAUAGGAGUCAUAUGGGAUAACCUCACCGUUCGCGGAAUGGGAGGCGUCAAGACGUAUAUCAAAACAUUUCCGGACGCGAUUAUUGACUUUUUCAACGUCCCGGAGACGAUAAUGCACAUGCUCGGUUAUGGCAAGAAGGGGAAAGAGUUCGAAAUCUUGAAGAAUUUUCGUGGAGUGCUACAACCCGGAGAGAUGGUCCUCGUUCUGGGACGUCCAGGAUCAGGCUGCACCACAUUCCUGAAAACGAUCACAAACCAGCGUUUUGGCUAUACUAGUAUAGAUGGCGAUGUCCUCUACGGUAUUUUCGACGCCGACACCUUCGCAAAGAGGUUUCGCGGCGAGGCUGUCUACAAUCAAGAGGAUGACGUUCAUCAGCCCACACUCACGGUCAAACAGACCUUGGGAUUUGCGCUAGACACGAAGACACCGGGAAAGAGACCUCUGGGAGUUUCUAAGGGCGAGUUCAAAGAGAAAGUUAUCAAUAUGCUACUCAAGAUGUUCAACAUCGAACAUACCGCCAAUACCGUGAUUGGAAACCAGUUCAUCCGGGGCGUCUCAGGAGGAGAGAGACGUCGAGUGAGUAUUGCAGAGAUGAUGGUAACAUCAGCAGCGGUUCUGGCUUGGGAUAAUAGUACUCGUGGGCUGGACGCUUCAACUGCUCUGGACUUUGCCAAAUCACUGAGGAUCAUGACAAACAUCUACAAGACUACGACGUUUGUCUCUCUUUAUCAAGCCUCUGAAAAUAUCUACAAGCAAUUCGACAAGGUCCUGGUGAUCGACAGCGGUCGUCAAGUAUUCUUCGGUCCCGCCUCUGAGGCAAGAUCAUAUUUCGAGAGCCUUGGUUUCAAAGAGAGACCUCGGCAGACCACUCCUGACUAUUUGACUGGCUGCACAGAUCCAUUUGAACGGGAAUUCAAGGAGGGACGAAGUGCUGACAACGUUCCGUCCACGCCAGACUCGCUUGUGGAAGCGUUCAAUCAGUCUUCGUACAGUGAGAGACUCGCCCAAGAAAUGGAUGCUUAUCGAAAGAAGCUGGAACAAGAGAAGCAUGUCUACGACGACUUCGAGAUCGCCAAUCAGGAAGCGAAGCGCAAAUUUACUCCUAAAUCUUCGGUCUACUCGAUACCCUUCCACUUACAGAUUUGGGCGCUGAUGCAACGCCAGUUCCUGAUCAAAUGGCAGGACAGAUUUGCUCAGACGGUCUCUUGGAUUACCUCCACCGGUGUCGCCAUCAUUCUAGGUACAGUCUGGCUGCAACUACCCAAAACUAGUGCAGGAGCAUUUACCAGAGGUGGUCUACUCUUCAUCAGUCUGCUCUUCAACGGAUUUCAGGCCUUUGCCGAACUCGUAUCGACGAUGAUGGGCCGCUCUAUCGUCAAUAAACACCGGCAAUUUACCUUCUAUCGGCCAAGUGCACUGUGGAUUGCGCAAAUUCUGGUGGAUACGACGUUUGCUAUUGCCCGAAUCCUCGUCUUCAGCAUUAUUGUCUACUUUAUGUGCGGUCUUGUUCUCGAUGCAGGCGCCUUUUUCACGUUCAUCCUGAUUAUUGUGCUCGGAUACCUCUGCAUGACUUGCUUUUUCCGCGUCAUUGGCUGCAUGAGUCCCGACUUUGACUAUGCCAUGAAGUUUGCCUCUGUGGUGAUCACUCUGUUUGUUCUGACGUCCGGCUAUCUCAUACAAUGGCCUAGCGAGCAAGUGUGGCUGCGAUGGCUGUACUACAUCAAUCCGUUCGGACUGGGAUUCGCCGCGCUGAUGGUCAACGAGUUCAAGGAUCUUACCAUGACAUGCACUGCAGACUCGUUGGUGCCGAGUGGCCCAGGCUACGACGACAUGGCAAGUCGUGUGUGCACACUUGCUGGCGGAGAGCCAGGCUCGGUCAUUGUUCCAGGUGCGAGCUACCUCGCAAAGACGUUCAGCUACUUCUCGGGAGAUCUGUGGCGAAACUUUGGUAUUAUGGUUGCACUCACCGUUGGCUUCCUGACCCUGAAUCUGUACCUCGGUGAAACACUGCAGUUUGGGGCUGGAGGAAGGACCAUUACCUUCUACCAAAAGGAGAACAAGGAGCGCAAAGCGCUGAAUGAAGCCCUGAUGCAAAAGCGAGCCAAUCGGGAGUCUAAGGAUCAAUCAGCUACGAAUCUCAAAAUCACCUCCAAAUCAGUCUUCACCUGGGAAGAUGUCUGUUAUGACGUUCCUGUGCCAUCGGGUACUCGCCGGCUUCUUCAAUCAGUCUACGGGUACGUGCAGCCGGGCAAGCUAACGGCGCUUAUGGGAGCUUCAGGCGCCGGAAAAACGACGUUAUUAGAUGUUCUGGCCGCCAGAAAGAACAUUGGUGUGAUCAGUGGCGAUAUUCUGGUCGAUGGUGCACCCCCUCCCGGAAGUUUCUUGCGUACCGUGUCCUACGCGGAGCAGCUGGAUAUCCAUGAGCCCAUGCAAACCGUACGAGAGGCCUUACGCUUUUCGGCUGACCUUCGCCAGCCUUACGAAACACCGCAAUCCGAAAAGUACGAGUAUGUCGAGGGCAUCAUCCAGCUUCUUGAGCUUGAGGAUCUUGCCGACGCGAUUAUCGGAACCCCGGAGACCGGCCUCUCAGUCGAAGAAAGAAAACGCGUCACCAUUGGUGUUGAGCUCGCUGCCAAACCUGAGCUGCUUCUGUUUCUCGAUGAACCUACGUCUGGCCUCGACAGUCAAUCGGCAUUCAAUAUCAUUCGGUUCCUGAGGAAGCUUGCCGCCGCCGGACAGGCGAUUCUAUGUACCAUCCACCAACCGAACUCUGCCCUGUUUGAGAACUUUGAUCGACUUCUCCUAUUGCAAAAGGGAGGAGAGUGCGUAUACUUUGGUGACAUUGGAGAAGACUCCCAUGUCCUUUUGGAUUACUUCCGCCGCAACGGCGCCGACUGUCCACCCGACGCAAACCCGGCAGAAUGGAUGCUCGAUGCCAUCGGUGCAGGCCAGACUCGCCGAAUUGGAGAUCGGGACUGGGGAGAGAUCUGGCGCACGUCCCCUGAGUUGGAGCAGGUCAAAAGAGAGAUUAUUCAGAUCAAGGCUCAGCGUGCGGAGGAGGUCCGACAGAGCAGCGGCUCGCAGAUAAUCGUCAAAGAGUAUGCUACACCACUGGGGCACCAGAUCAAGGUCGUUUGCAAGCGAACCAACGUCGUCUUCUGGCGAUCGAGGAACUACGGCUUCACACGACUAUUCAACCACGUCGUCAUCGCCCUAGUCACCGGUCUCGCAUUCCUGAACCUAGACGACUCCCGCGCCUCCCUCCAAUACCGAAUCUUCGUCAUCUUCAACGUGACCGUCCUCCCAGCCAUCAUCCUCCAACAGGUGGAGCCCCGCUUCGAAUUCUCGCGGCUAGUGUUCUUUCGCGAAUCCGCCUGCAAAUCAUACAGCCAAUUCGCAUUCGCCCUGUCCAUGGUCAUCGCCGAGCUCCCCUACAGCAUAAUCUGCGCCGUCUGCUUCUUCCUCCCCCUGUACUACAUCCCGGGCUUCCAAGCCGCCUCCAGCCGAGCCGGCUACCAAUUCCUCAUGGUCCUUAUCACCGAACUCUUCUCCGUCACCCUGGGCCAAAUGAUCUCCGCUCUGACGCCAAACAGCUUCAUCGCCUCGCAGAUCAACCCGCCCCUCGUCAUCAUCUUCUCGCUCUUCUGCGGCGUCGCCAUCCCCAAGCCCCAAAUGCCAGGCUUCUGGCGCGCCUGGCUCUACCAGCUCGACCCCUUCACCCGCCUCAUCAGCGGUAUGGUCACCACAGAGCUGCACGGCCGCACCGUCUCCUGUGCCGCCAGCGAGUAUAAUCGCUUCCAGGCCCCGGCGAAUCAGACCUGCGGCGAGUACAUGCGGCCGUUCUUCGAGCGUGGCGGGCUGGGAUACCUCGCCGAUAACACGACGCAGGCGUGCGAGUACUGUGCGUAUAAGAUCGGGGAUGAGUUCUACAGUACCUUUUCUAUGAGCUUUGAUACCAGGUGGCGGGACCUGGGGAUCUUCCUUGCUUUUAUCGGGUCUAAUCUCAUUAUUCUCUUCCUGGCGUCCCGCUACCUGAACUACAAUCGCAGAUAA
Aspergillus lentulus is the source of this 4428-nucleotide messenger RNA. Its product is annotated as putative ABC transporter. Gene Ontology annotation, biological process: transmembrane transport. Gene Ontology annotation, molecular function: ABC-type transporter activity; ATP binding; ATP hydrolysis activity. Gene Ontology annotation, cellular component: membrane. NCBI's taxonomy places the organism in Eukaryota, Fungi, Ascomycota, Eurotiomycetes, Eurotiales, Aspergillaceae. The record is from RefSeq and is a predicted model, not a curated record.